AUGAGUUUCUGCAAUUACCAUCCUUUCAUUCUAUUUAUUUUAUUGUUUUUCGUGCUUGGAGUCAACAAUGCAGUGUCGGAACCUGAAGAAUACAAGACGUACAUAGUCCAUAUGGACCCUUCACUAAAACCUUCGUCUUUUCUGACCCAUGAAACUUGGCACCGGACCAUCCUACGAUCGCUGUCAAAACCCGUUCAUGACAAAGACAAGCUACUUUACUCUUACAACCAUGUCAUGCAUGGGUUCAGUGCUAGGCUGACACCUUUUCAAGCAUCGGAAAUCAAGAAAUCUCCGGCUCAUAUCGCCAUGCACGAGGAGAAAUCUGGCAAACUGUUCACCACACACUCCCCUCAGUUCAUGGGGUUAAGGCAUUCAUCUGGCCUGUGCAAUGCGUCAUCGUAUGGUGAAGGCGUGAUUAUAGGAAUGAUUGAUUCAGGAAUUUGGCCUGAGAGCGAGAGUUUCAAUGAAAAAGGAAUGCCAGCAGUUCCUACUAGGUGGAAGGGCAAGUGUCAGAAUAGUACAAUCGACCCUUUUCCUUGCAAUAGAAAACUCAUUGGCGCCCAAGUAUUUAUCAAAGGAAGUCAGGCUGCAGGUGAGUCGGACUCACCAGACGAUACACCAAGAGACUAUUUGGGACACGGAACACACACGUCAUCAACCGCCGCAGGUAACCAUGUACCAGGUGCAAGUCAAUUCGGAUAUGCACAGGGUGUAGCCCGGGGGUUGGCACCAGGUGCACAUGUUGCUAUGUACAAAGUAUCAUCUGGAGAAUUAAUUGUAGAAAGUGACGUUCUUGCUGCCAUGGAUCAAGCAAUCGCAGAUGGUGUUGACAUCAUGUCACUAUCUCUGGGUUUUGGUCAGAUAGAUUAUUUCGAAGAUGUCAUAGCCAUUGCUUCCCUUUCAGCGAUAGAGAAGGGAAUUGUUGUUGUCUGCUCCGCAGGGAAUGAUGGAGCACCUUAUACUACACAAAAUGCAGCACCGUGGAUUACUACUGUUGGUGCAGGAACUCUUGAUCGGAGUUUCACUGCAACGGUGACCUUAGGAAAUAAUCAAACAUUUGAAGGAAAAUCACAGUUCCCAAACCGUGUUUUAGUUAUAGAUACACCUUUGUACUAUGGCAAAGGUGAUUCUGACAAAGCAAUAUGCAACAUUGGAGCAUUGAGUGAAAAUGAAGUCUUUGGAAAGGUGGUCAUAUGUGAUAACAACAGCAUUAUUAGCGUUUUUGAGCAAGCGAGAGAGCUUUCAAGGAAUGGUGCAGCUGCAGGAAUACUUAUCUCAGAUUCGACCCCGGAGGGAAUUAAUGGACUCAGCAUUCCAAGCCUGAUUUUACCUUCUUCUUCAGGUGCUUUGAUAAAAAAGUAUGCUACAGAGGCAGCUGAUGACGCAAGAGUAAAAAUCAUGAGAUUCGCGCUCACAAGUUACGGCACAAAGCCAGCACCACAAGUGGCCUACUUCUCUUCCAGAGGACCAAACCCUAUUAGCCCAAGCAUUCUAAAGCCAGAUAUAAUUUCUCCAGGGGUCGAUGUGUUGGCUGCAAUUCCACCAAUAAUUCCAGUUCAAUAUGUUGAUAAUUAUCAAUUGGCUUCAGAUUACGCAUUAUAUUCAGGCACAUCAAUGGCAGCACCCCAUGUUGCUGGAGUGACAGCUUUGCUUAAAGCUGUUCACCCUGAAUGGAGUCCAGCAGCUAUUCGAUCAGCCUUGAUGACCACAGCAUAUACCAUUGACAACAAUGGAACAAUUUUGACAGACCAGUCCACUAACCUUCCAGGAACACCUCUAGAUUAUGGGGCAGGUCAUAUCAAUCCAAACAAAGCCAUGGAUCCCGGGCUCAUCUAUGACAUAGAUUGGCAAGGUUAUGUUGAUUUCUUAUGUGGUCUAGGCUACAGUGAAGCAGAGAUGAAAGCUAUUCUUAGACGAAGCCAAUGGAAUUGCAGCCAAAACCAAACAGAUAUAAACUACCCAUCAUUUGUUGCCAUCUUUAACGCAAGCUCUCCGAAUGUGAAGAACUUUACCAGAGUUGUGUUGGGAAAUAAACCAAUUUACCACGCUGUUGUGGAAACAACCUAUGGAACGACAUUCACAGUGGAGCCAUCCACCCUAACCUUCACAAACAAAUACCAAAAGCAAAAAUUUGUUGUGAGCGUGCAGAUGUACGGUAAAGCUCCUCCAGUGACCUACGGUUAUCUAAAGUGGGUUUAUCAAAAUAGCCACAUAGUUGCGAGCCCUGUGGUGGUCCUAAAUUCCUAA
Messenger RNA from Hibiscus syriacus, 2247 nucleotides. Its product is annotated as subtilisin-like protease SBT3. The record is from RefSeq and is a predicted model, not a curated record. Gene Ontology annotation, molecular function: serine-type endopeptidase activity. Bases 1 to 2247 code for a protein of 748 amino acids. Lineage: Eukaryota; Viridiplantae; Streptophyta; Magnoliopsida; Malvales; Malvaceae. The transcript is spliced from 2 exons. Gene Ontology annotation, biological process: proteolysis.